AAUUCCGAUUCACUUCGUCGUCGCAACCCAAUUUUCCACCGUCUCUGCUAACAAUGGACGGCGAAGAAGAAGAUGAACAAGUGAUAGCUGAAGAAGUUGAAGCCAUGAAAUCCGUUUAUGAAAACGAUUGUACCAUUCUCAAUUCCAUUCCUCCUCACUUCCAUUUAUCCCUCAAACCCAGAACUGCUGAUGUUUCUUCUCACCAGAUUUCUUUGCAGUUUGUAGAAAUUGUUCUUGAGGUACAUGCAACUCCACAGUAUCCAAAAGAACCUCCUUCUGUUGCUAUUGUGGAUUGCAAGGGUUUGGAUCAACAUAGACAAAAGCAUUUAUUGAAUCAUAUUCAAACUAAAGCCAACGAGCUUUCCCCUGGAUUAAUGCUCGUAGCUCUUUGUGAGGAAGCUGUAGAGAAACUCUCAGAUAUGAAUCAUCCUGAUGGUGAUUGUCCAUUGUGCUUAUUCCCAUUGGUGACAGAAGAACACCAAAGUGAAACCUUGCCUUUUAUGAAGUUAAUGUCUUGCUUUCACUGUUUUCACAGUGAAUGUAUCAUUAGAUGGUGGAAUUGGCUUGAGAGUUCUAAACAAACAGGGUCUUCCAAAUCAGAUAAUGCAACGGCUCGUCGUAACAGGGGUAUGUGUAAUUGUAAAGUUGCAUUUGACGAUAGACAUGUAUAAAUAUAGUU
Molecule: messenger RNA, 679 nt
Organism: Lathyrus oleraceus (garden pea)
Lineage: Eukaryota; Viridiplantae; Streptophyta; Magnoliopsida; Fabales; Fabaceae
Exons: 5
Coding region: 54-671 (205 amino acids)
Biological process (GO): protein ubiquitination
Cellular component (GO): nucleus
Molecular function (GO): protein binding; ubiquitin protein ligase activity
Source: RefSeq, a predicted model, not a curated record